AUGCAUGUUGAGAACAGCUCGGCGGAGGUCGAAAACAAGAGCCAGGAGUCGCGUCCAGACGCACUUAUCGAUCCGCUCGAUCCUCUCGAUCCUCACGAUCCUCUAUCAUGGAGCACUUCACGGAAGCUCACUAUCCUCCUCGUUGUCGGCCUCUGGAUUUUGCUGGGGACGUCAAACAUGAUCAUCAUCGCGCCCGCCCUUCAAAUCAUCCCAGUGGAGUUUCAUUCUUCGUUUGACACUUCAACUUACCUUGUGGGCGGCCCUCUCUUGGCUUACGGCGUCUCUUCCUUCCUAUGGGUGCCCCUGGGUAACAGAUACGGUAUCAGACUCGUCUUUAUCCUCGGCUCCCUAGCGGCCGCCUGCAUGGAUUGUUGGGCAGCGCGCACAACAUCGUUCGGCAGUCUUGUCGCUGCUAGGACCCUGGCUUCAAUGUUCUAUGCGCCUCCAGAAACACUGGCACCUCAGCUGGUUGGCGAUGUCUUCCAUUUCAAGGACAGAGCGAAAGCUAUGACAUGGAUCGGCAUCUUGCAGGCCAGCGGGUUUUCUGGCGGGCCGCUGAUUGGAGCUUUUAUCAUUCAGAACCAGGCUCUCGGCUGGCGCUGGAUCGAAUGGAUUCUAGCCAUUAUCACGUUCGGUGCUGCAGUUUUGAUGAUAUUUCUACUGCCAGAAACUCAGUAUACACGAUGUAGAAGGGAAACAACUACGUUAACGAGGUCAUGGAAGGAUGAGUUGCGAUUUUGGCCUGUCAGUGGAGGAGGGCCACCGAAGGAGCAUAGGUCUGGUGGUAUUCAAAAGCCUGAAGUAAUGAGCUUGUUAGCUUACGCCUAUCAUAGCGUCGCCCAUGGACUCGCCACCAUACUUCCGUAUUUUGGACACCCAGUCAUCAUUCUCAACACGGCAUUCUUUUCUCUCACGCUGCUAGUCACUAGCUACACCCUGGUAUUUCUCCUCGCUUCAGGUGUGGCCCACAAACCUAACAGCAGACAGACUACUCAAUCCAUCACCUACCUAACGGUGUAUCCGUUCUCAGUCGGGAAUUCUGGCUUGACCUUCAUCGCGCCUUUGAUUGGCACCUGGCUGGCAAUGCUGUUCUGCGGCGUGCUGGCAGAUCGACUCUUCACCCGACUGACGCGGAAAGAAGGACGAAAGCCAAAGCCGGAGCGCCGUUUGCCACUUCUCAUAGUGACUGGAGUGGUCGGGAUUGGUGGUUCGCUUCUUUUUGGCAUUUGCACUCAGGAGAAAUGCCAUUGGGUUGCGCCUCUAUUUGGGUCGUGCUUCGUCAGCUUCUGCUUCAUUUCGUCCCUCAGCAUCUCCUUCGCCUAUCUCCUCGACGUGUACGAAGCAAAAAUGGAUACUGUCAUGGUCAUCGACAAUGGGAUGAAGAAUCUGGCAGCGUUCGGCAUCAGCUACGCCAUUGUGCCGUGGAAUACGAGUGCUGGCUAUACAGUUCCGUUUGCUGUGAUGGCCGUGAUUCUCCUCGUUGCGCAUCUGCUCAUGGCGUUGGUCUACUUCAAGGGCGAGCAAAUGAGAAAGUGGAGCGCUCAACAUUUCGAGUCGGCAAGGACGACGCAUCACGGGGAUGCGUUCUGA
Cladophialophora psammophila CBS 110553 is the source of this 1590-nucleotide messenger RNA. RefSeq lists its product as uncharacterized. The transcript has 3 exons. The record is from RefSeq and is a predicted model, not a curated record. Gene Ontology annotation, molecular function: transmembrane transporter activity. Bases 1 to 1590 code for a protein of 529 amino acids. Lineage: Eukaryota; Fungi; Ascomycota; Eurotiomycetes; Chaetothyriales; Herpotrichiellaceae. Gene Ontology annotation, biological process: transmembrane transport.